Messenger RNA from Lates calcarifer (barramundi perch), 2563 nucleotides. RefSeq names its product crooked neck pre-mRNA splicing factor 1 (gene crnkl1). Gene Ontology annotation, molecular function: protein binding. Bases 126 to 2408 code for a protein of 760 amino acids. The record is from RefSeq and is a predicted model, not a curated record. The transcript is spliced from 14 exons. Gene Ontology annotation, cellular component: U2-type catalytic step 2 spliceosome; post-mRNA release spliceosomal complex; Prp19 complex. NCBI's taxonomy places the organism in Eukaryota, Metazoa, Chordata, Actinopteri, Centropomidae. Gene Ontology annotation, biological process: mRNA splicing, via spliceosome; spliceosomal complex assembly.
AUGGCGGCUGGCGCUGGAUGGGAUCUAAACGUUUCGUCGGCUGUCAGUUUUUUUUGUCGUUGUCGAAACAUCUUUAAACCGCUUUGAUAGUCUGAUCUUUGCUUUAAGACAAACCUGCCAGCAAAAUGGCGUCCACAGCGGCAGGCAAACAGCGGAUACCGAAGGUGGCGAAGGUGAAGAAUAAAGCUCCUGCAGAGGUUCAGAUCACUGCAGAGCAGCUGCUGAGAGAAGCCAAAGAGAGGGAGCUUGAACUUCUGCCACCACCGCCAAAACAGAAGAUCACUGAUGAGGAGGAGCUGAAUGAUUACAAACUGAGGAAGAGGAAGGGGUUUGAGGACAACAUAAGGAAAAAUCGCACUGUCAUCAGUAACUGGAUUAAAUAUGCACAAUGGGAGGAAAGCCUGAAGGAGAUCCAGAGAGCUCGUUCCAUUUACGAGCGAGCGCUGGAUGUCGAUCACCGCAACAUCACACUGUGGCUGAAAUAUGCCGAGAUGGAGAUGAAGAGCCGGCAGGUGAAUCACGCCCGCAACAUCUGGGACAGAGCCAUCACCAUCCUCCCACGAGUCAACCAGUUCUGGUACAAGUACACUUACAUGGAGGAGAUGCUGGGGAACGUCGCCGGCUGCAGGCAGGUGUUUGAGCGCUGGAUGGAGUGGGAGCCCGAUGAACAGGCCUGGCACUCCUACAUCAACUUUGAGCUGCGCUACAAGGAGGUGGACAAAGCUCGCACCAUUUAUGAGCGAUUUGUCAUCGUUCACCCCGAAGUGAAGAACUGGAUCAAAUAUGCUCGUUUUGAGGAGAAGCACGGCUACAUCGCUCACAGCAGGAAGGUGUAUGAGAGGGCGGUGGAGUUCUUCGGAGAGGAGCAUGUGGAUGAAAACCUGUUUGUGGCCUUUGCCAAGUUCGAGGAGACACAGAAAGAGUUUGAACGAGUUCGGGUGAUGUAUAAGUACGCUUUGGACAGAAUCCCUAAACACCAGGCACAGGAGCUCUUCAAGAACUACACGAUGUUUGAGAAGAAGUUUGGAGACCGCAGGGGAAUUGAGGACGUCAUCGUCAGCAAACGAAGGUUCCAGUACGAGGAGGAGGUCAAGGCGAACCCACACAACUAUGACGCUUGGUUCGAUUACCUGCGUCUGGUGGAGAGCGACGCCGACCCCGACACAGUGAGGGAGGUUUACGAGAGAGCCAUCGCCAACAUCCCCCCCAUCCAGGAGAAGAGACACUGGAGACGAUACAUCUACCUGUGGAUCAAUUACGCUCUGUAUGAAGAGCUGGAGGUCAAGGAUCCUGAGAGAACGAGACAGGUGUACCAGGCCUGUCUGGAUCUCAUCCCUCAUAAAAAGUUCACUUUUGCUAAGAUCUGGCUGCUGUACUCUCAGUUUGAGAUCCGACAGAAGAACCUGCAGGGAGCUAGAAAGGUCAUGGGCACAGCGAUCGGUAAAUGUCCGAAGAACAAACUGCUGAAGGGCUACAUCGAGCUCGAGCUGCAGCUGCGUGAGUUUGACCGCUGCAGGAAACUGUACGAGAAAUACCUGGAGUUCAGUCCGGAGAACUGCACCACCUGGAUCAAGUUUGCAGAACUGGAGACAAUCCUGGGAGACAUCGACAGAGCCCGCGCCAUCUUUGAACUCGCCAUUGGACAACCGCGACUGGACAUGCCAGAGGUUCUGUGGAAGUCCUACAUUGACUUUGAGAUUGAGCAGGAGGAGUUUGGAAACACAAGGAACCUUUACAAACGGCUGCUGCAGCGCACCCAACACGUCAAGGUUUGGAUCAGCUACGCCAAGUUCGAGCUGUCGAUCGACAGCCCCGACAGGCUGCAGAAGUGCCGGCAGAUCUACGAGGAGGCCAACAAGAGCAUGAGGAGCUGCGAGGAGAAGGAGGAGCGGCUGAUGCUGCUCGAGUCCUGGAGGGAAUUUGAGAGGGAGUUUGGCUCCGACAGCACCAGGGAGAGAGUCAGGAAGCUGCUGCCAGAGAAGGUGAAGAAGAGGAGGAAGCUGACAGCAGAGGACGGGUCGGACGCAGGCUGGGAGGAGUACUACGACUACAUCUUCCCAGAGGACGCCGCCAACCAACCCAACCUCAAGCUGCUGGCCAUGGCCAAGAUGUGGAAGAAGCAGCAGCAGCAGGCAACAGACGACGACGACGACGGGGAGGUGGUUCCAGAAAAAGGUCCAGCGGCUGAGGAGACAUCGCUGCGCUCUCAGGAACCUGUAGCUUCUCCUGAAAACAACCAGCUGGAGAACGGCUCCGACAGGAAUACUGUGACUGAAACAGAGCAGGAGAAGACGUACGACGACCGAGACGACGACGACAGCAGCAGCAGUGACAGUGAGAGUGAGGAUAAUGAUGGUGGAGAGAAGAAGGAGAAGGAGAGCAGGAGCAGUGAAGAAGAUAAAGAGUAGAUUCACUCAGGGACACGAGCGGAGUAAACAACCAGGAUUCAUUUUUCUACUGUUUUGUUUUUUAUGAAAGUAACAACCAGCUCAUGAGCAGUCUUUAUUGUUUGACCAUGUUUUCUUUGCCACUGUGCCAUUACACACACGUCAAUUCAAACCGG